CCCCGCCCCUCCGCUGUACUUCCAGCGCUGCCGGAUGACGCAACCACCUACGCAGCCAGGGUUUAACCCCUGGGCGAGCAGCUAAGCUCCGGAAGUGACGUAUUUUGUAGCGGCCGCCGGUGUGGCCCCACGUGGUGGCGGUAGCACAUCGCGGAGCAGGGGCUGCGCCCGGGCGGCCGCUUGGGGCCUGACAUGAACCCCUUCGCCUGGUACCCGCCGCCCCCGCCGGGGGUCCCCCCGCCCUUCUUCUGCCCGCCGCCCCCCUGGGAGCCCAGCUUCUGGGCUCCCCCUGGGCCUUACCCGCCACCCGGGCGCUACCCGCCGCCCAACUCCUACUCGCAGCCCACCGACAGCUACUCGCAGCCCGACAGUUACCCGCCGCCUGCCGAGAGCUACUCGCAGCCCGCCGAGAGCUACCCGCCUGCUGAGAAUUACCCGCAGCCCGACAGUUACCCGCCGCCCGCCGAGAGCUACUCGCAGCCCGACAGCUACCCGCCCGCCAAGAGCUACCUGCCGCCUGACGGCUACGCACCACCCACCGCCUGGUACCCGCCGGCCUACAGAGAGCGGCCACAGGGCCCACACGCUGGUGGAAAUGGCAAUUUCUCCCAGAAACAGCAAGGCGAGCAAGUACCUGGGUUUAAUAAACGUUUUCCAGAAGAAAAUAACAAGCCAAAGACCAAAAAGAAGAAAGAGCCAGUUUUCUCUCAUUAUUGUGAUACCUGUGACCGUGGCUAUAAAAACCAGGAGAAGUAUGACGAACAUAUUUCACAACAUAAACAGUGCACAGAAGAAGGUUGCAGUUUCAGCGCACAUGAGAAGAUAGUUCAGAUACACUGGAAGAAUGCACAUGCACCUGGUGCUAAAAGAAUAAAAUUAGAUAGUCCAGAAGAGAUUGCUAGAUGGAGAGAAGAAAGAAAAAAAAAUUUUCCUACAUUGGCAAACAUUGAAAAGAAGAAGGCGAUGCAGAUCCAGAAGGAAGAAAGGGGAGAAGUGCUGAUGACCCAACAGUUUGGCAAAAUGAAGGGGAUGUGGAAACCGCCAGAAAAUGAAGAGAGGCUUGGGCAGCAAGGAAGACAGAAGAGAAGACAAAGGCGCCCAUUCUGGAAGAAAUUUAGGAAAAAUGGUGGUGAUGAUAAUGUACAUAGAACUCAAAAUGAAGCCAACGGACCAGAAAACGGCACAUGUGAAAAGGAACACGAAAACCAGCGUGCUUUGGUGGCUCAGCCACAUGUGAAGGACAUGGACCCUCUUGGUCUUCUGGCAAACAGUGAUGUUGAAUCUGACAAGGAUGAAGCAGCCGCCGCCGAAGACAGGAGGCUGGGAUUGACUGUUGUUCCCAAGCAGGUCACCUCCGCCCUGAGUUCGUUGUCGGCCAACUAUGGCAGCGCGUCCGACAGCGAGCCUGAAGAAAUCCCUGUCAAGACUGCAACAAAAGCUGAGAAAAACCAGGCUGCGCUCAGAAAUACGCCUCAAACUACUCAUGUUCCUCGGAGUCGAAACCCGAAUCAAAAACGUCCAGAAUAUGCAGGCACGAUGUUAAGAAACUCGAAUUCAAAUGCACGUCCCCCCAGAGGGCCUGAUAACUGGGGCAAGAAAACAUUACCUCUCCUUCCGAAGCGCCGUCCAACUCUGCUGGAAAUGUUACUGGCCCAGGACAUCCGACAUGAAAGGAAUGUGAUUUUGCAGUGUGUUCGAUACCUCAUCCAAAAUAACGUGUUUGGACUUCAUUUUAAGACAGAACCACAAGCUGAAACAGAGACUGAACAGUCCUCUACAACUACGGCAGAGUCUUUGACGGACACACUCAAUGAAUCUAAUUGUUCUUGUAGCUCUGACCUUCAGUUAGCAGGAGGAGAAGAUGCAUUAUUAAUAGCCCAGGGUGAGAAAGCACCCGUGGAUCAGACUUCACAGAUGGCUCACUUGGCAGAUGAGGACACGUGGGAAACCCCGUCAAUUCAGUGUGAAGAAGCACUGUAGAGGAUGUCUGUUCUGGACAAUAAAAGCAAAGGCUUGCAUUUUCUACCUGACUGAUGCUUUUUGAAAGACAUCAGUAUAACAAAAUAAUCAUUAAAAUACAUACUGAGAGUUGUUAAAACCACUUUUCUGUUCCGUUCUGCCCGAGGUGGCCGUUUCCUUGAGAAAAAGGCAUCUGCGUUGAGUAAUUGCGUUCCCCCAUGGCAGAAAGGCAGCAGUGGCACAGAAUAUGACCUUCCCCAGAGUAGGUGUGGAUCCCCACUUUUGAGCUUCAGAGCUAUGAAUGUUUUACCUUGUUAUGAAGUAUGUGUCAGUCCAUCACCAGAACCAAGUAGUGUUGUAGUAGGAUGGAUCUUCCUCAUGUGAAGUCAUGGUCGGGCGUGUCUGGGAGUACCUGGGUGUCUUUAGAAGCAUUUCAGUGUACUUUUGAAAUGGUAAUCCAGUAGACUUUUUUCCCCAGCUGUUACUGAUAUAUCCAAUAAAAAUGUAAUAUGUCCAGUAUAAAAUGAAGAAAUGAAAUGGAAGAUAUAAUUGACCUGGCUCUAAAAGUACUGCUUGCACCAGGAGUCUCCUUCUCUCUGAACAAUUUAAUUUAACUGAGCAGAGAAAUGGAAGCGAGGGUGCAGACUGAUGCAAGAAGCCUUUUUGAAAAAUAAAGAUACAAUGACUGCUAAGUGCUUGCGUCAGUGCUAGGUUGCUGGUUGACCUCAGGUACUCAAUAUUAAGCCUUAGGCCUUAAUUGCUGUUACAGUCAAUCCCUGACAAAUUUAAGUUUUGAUGCAAACUCUUAGUAUUAGGAAUAUUGUCAAAGUUUGGAAAGCUUACCAAGAGUUACUGGUUUGUCCCUUUUUAAUAUGCAUUGGGAAUUUAUUAGUUGACCUGGGAGAAAUUCUUCCUUGGUACAUUGUUACGAUGCUCCUACAGCAUCCAUUGAUUUUUUUUUUAAUUUUUUUCCAUAGGUUUGUGCACACAUCCAUAGUGUUGUGAGCACUAAAAAAGCAUCAGCCAAGGUUUAGAAACAAGUGUAGUCUUUUGAUUACAUUGUGCAUUUGUCUGUCAGAAUCCGUUCUUGUCAAGGGCAGGUGUUAGUUUGUCACAUUGACACUGGAAACAUGCCAUGAAAAUAAUCUAUUAUCAAAACCUCCACUUCAGAAUCUGCUCUUUUAGUCAUGUUUAAAUGUUGGAGUUAAAUCUCAGGGACUGAUUUUAUUUUUUUGUUCUUUGGUAGAAGUCUAGCUUUCCAUUCCACCAUUUACAGAGGCUCACAUGGGGUUUUUUUUGUUGCCUAAUAACUGUAUUUUCUUCCCUCUAGUUCCUUAACUUGUGCCAUACAUCUCAUUUGUGGUGCAUAGAAAACAAGAAAUAGUUGAAAAUUGUGUCCCACUGCUCAGCUAUUUAUAGCUACGACUGCAUAUUGUGUUUCUAAUGCACUGUCUAAAUUUAUGGAAUUAUAUAAAUAUCAACACCCUUGUAAAAGUUGUGUGUCUCAAGAAUAUAUGUGCAGAAUAGAAGCAGUGAUCAUAAACAUUUAUAUUUGCAAGGCAGAUGAUUCAUUCUUCCCAUGAUGAUCCCACUUGCCAUCUCAAUCUCACUGACUUGCUUAUGGCUCUCACAGUUUUACUGCGAUGAAAAUACCAGCAAAGGACGCUAAGCCACGGAGAUCUGGCACUCGGGCAGAACCUGAUUUGAGAGUGAAGUGGUACCAGUGCUGUUGAAAGCAUGGGUAACAGCUGCAGGAAAAGAAAUGGAUGUCUUAGGAUUGCUACUAAAUUGCACUUUAAACAACCCUUAACAUGCUUCUGUCCCUGUCGAGUUGAUGGCAGAGCUUUUCUUUGACUGUACACUCUGAACUUGUGUUUAAAAAAAACCAAACCAAAAAACCUUUAAUCUGAAUUCUUUAUACUGUUGUCAUUAUGGCUGUAUAUUAAACUUUC
This is a messenger RNA of Grus americana (Whooping crane), 3911 nucleotides long. RefSeq names its product nuclear FMR1 interacting protein 1 (gene NUFIP1). Gene Ontology annotation, biological process: box C/D snoRNP assembly. Bases 193 to 1980 code for a protein of 595 amino acids. Lineage: Eukaryota; Metazoa; Chordata; Aves; Gruiformes; Gruidae. The record is from RefSeq and is a predicted model, not a curated record. Gene Ontology annotation, cellular component: nucleus. The transcript has 10 exons. Gene Ontology annotation, molecular function: RNA binding.